Messenger RNA from Camelina sativa (false flax), 1233 nucleotides. NCBI's taxonomy places the organism in Eukaryota, Viridiplantae, Streptophyta, Magnoliopsida, Brassicales, Brassicaceae. The record is from RefSeq and is a predicted model, not a curated record.
UUAAUCAGGAAUGCAAUCCAAGACUUUCUACUUUUGGCUUGAUGAAGAAUAGUCGGGACGGAAAAAGUUACAGCACUAAUCUUGCUUUCACCCCUCCUGAGUAUCUACGAACUGGGAGAAUUACUCCAGAGAGUGUGAUAUACAGCUUUGGUACUCUUCUGCUUGAUCUCCUCAGCGGAAAACAUAUACCUCCUAGCCAUGCCCUUGAUCUGAUUAGAGACAGGAAUCUUCAGACACUAACAGAUUCUUGCCUAGAUGGGCAAUUCUCUGACAGCGAUGGCACAGAGCUAGUACGCCUGGCGUCUCGUUGUCUUCAAUACGAAGCUCGUGAGCGGCCAAACACGAAAUCAUUGGUGACUGCCUUGACGCCUCUUCAGAAGGAAACAGAGGUCCCGUCUCAUGUUCUAAUGGGUCUACCGCACAGUGGUUCAGUCUCUCCUCUGUCCCCUCUUGGUGAGGCUUGUUCAAGAAGGGACCUGACUGCUAUGCUUGAGAUCUUGGAUAAACUUGGAUACAAAGACGACGAGGGUGUCACCAAUGAGCUCUCGUUUCAAAUGUGGACAGACCAGAUGCAAGAGUCUUUGAACUCGAAGAAGAAGGGUGAUAUGGCUUUCAGGCAAAAAGACUUUAGAGAGGCUAUUGAGUGUUACACGCAGUUUAUUGAUGGCGGAAUGAUCUCUCCAACAGUGUGUGCUCGCCGUAGUCUGUGUUACCUGAUGAGUGACAUGCCGAAAGAAGCUUUAGAUGAUGCAACUCAGGCUCAAGUGAUCUCUCCCGUGUGGCACAUCGCGUCAUAUCUGCAGUCUGCUUCCCUUGCUUUCCUAGGGAUGGAGAAGGAGUCUCAAAUCGCACUCAAAGAGGGAUCGAACCUUGAAGCAAAGAGGAAUUCAGGUUCUCGAGUGAAGUAACAUAUAUAGUGUGUGUUUAAAGAAGAAUCAUCUUUUGGGAAAGAUGAAAGAACAUCUUACCAAGUAAAAAAGGGGUUUGAAUCUUUUGAGCACAAAUGAUGGGGAAAACACGCAAGAGGGAUGCCAAAUGAGACCCUCUUCUUCUGAAGAGAUGAUUGGGGUUGUUUGAGGUUGUUUUGCUCUUCUUGUGCUUCUUUUUACGGGCAUUGAAUUGAAGGAGUCACUUCCUUUAUUGGCUUUGAAAUCCAUUUUUCUGAAGAAACUUUAUGUACUAGAUAAAACCUUUAUUGGAGAAACCAUAAAGAGAUUUUAUGUCUUUUGAAUC